CAGCUCUCAGCACUAUGUAUGUCAAAAAUGAGCUUUAGGUUUGAAUAACACUCAGUAUUUUCCUGUCAUCAGUUGGUAAAGGAAGUGGCUUUACUCUUUUAAUUUUUUUGAACAUACAAAGAUGAUUCUCCAGUACAGGGUGUGUCAGACUAAACAUAUUCUUCUUUUUAUCUCAGGGCUAUUUUUAGGAGUUUCACAAAUCUUGCUGGUGGAGGGUUCUGUUGCAGGUUCCUCAACACGCGCUGACCUAAAGAGUACAACCAUAACAGUCACAAAUAGUACAUCUAUAUAUGACUUUCAGAGUCAGAAUACAUCUACAGAAAAACCUAUAGACCAAGCAACAUCUGAAGCUACAAAUGGAUCUGUGUUUCCAGUCUUUCACACAGUUAGUGAAGCACCUGACAAUAGUGAAACAAUAACACAGCCUGUAUUUUCCACCUCGCCUGCAGAUACCAAAGCACCUGACAGUGGCAUUUCAGAAACUACUUCAGAUGAACUCUUCACCAACAACUCAACAACAGCUACAAAAGGCACGACAACUCCUCUAGGACAACAUUCAGAAACUGCAGGUGCUCUCAUUGGCUGUCUGGUGGGUUUGUUCUUUAUUAUCAUCAUCAGCUGUUUAGCAUACCAUAUAAUAAAUAAAAGAAAAAUGAGUUAUUCUUUGAACUACAACAAACAUCCUGAAGAUUCAGAGAUUCCACUAAACAACAUGAAAGCAUAGCUUACUAUAUACCUGCUUUAUGGACUAUUCACCCUGCAAAAGAAUCGUUCUCACAAAUGGAACAGCCUGAUGAUUUCCCAUUCCUACUUGUUUGUAAAUUACCAAUAUCUUAAGGAAUAAAUGUCUAGAGAAAUACAAUGAAAUUUAUUUGCAUCAGCAACCAUUUAAUAGCAUAGCUGUGUUAAAAGUGUAAAACGUGCAGUGAACAAAAUCAUUAUUAUUCUAAUUCUAAUUAUAGAUAAAUGUACAAAGUUGAUUAUUUGUACUAUAUUAAUGACAUGGCAUACGUAACACUAUUUCCAGGGUUCCUAAACUUAUCUGAUUUGGUAAUGUUAAAGCUUAAAGGAUAAGUUCACCUUUUAAAAAAAGAAUAAAUGCAAGUUUUUUUGCAGCCUGGGAAGCGUCACACCCGUGAUCAGCAGAUGCAAUGCAGGGCUCCUGUCAGUAUAAGGUGUCUGCUUGUACCUCAGGCAGUUAGACAAUGAUAGGAAGAAAUAAUUAACUACCUGAAGCACUUAACAGCACCCUGGUAGUUCAUUGAGAACUACAAGCCGUCACCCGCAAAGGCUUUCGGUACUUGUAGUGAGCAAAGCCCCGAACGACCACGCUCUUUUCAAAUAGUGACAGUGGGUGCAGGGAGAAGAUCCCCAGCCCGCUGUCACCGGGGGAUCAGGGAGUGGCUGCAGGAGUGGGAACAUGUUACAUGUCCCACCCUAAAAAUGGGUGGAACGUGUAAUAUGUUCCCAAAGGUGUACUUAUCUUUUAAGGUGAUUUUUUUUUUUUUUUUUUUUGUAAUCUGCCCCCAGUACAUAUUUUGAGUAAAAAGUGUCCCUUGUGCUGGUGACUGCUCUGUUCAUUCCUCUGUCACCCCCUGAUACCCCCAGCUGGGAUCUUCUACAGCUGCAGGGUAUACAGUUAAUACAAGUCACUAAAGCUGUCACAGGCAUUCGUCAAAGUGCCAGUUGUACCUGUCCAUUUCCUAUCCCCUGCUCCACUGAUAAAAGCUGUACUAUCACUUCCCACAAUGAAAAACUAUCUAUGAAAGGUGGAGGUGGAACUUCCAUUCAUAGAGCACUUUACAUUGGCUGGGUUUACACAUGUUGUCUCAUGUAAAUCAAUUCCUUGAUGAUGUCUUUCACCUAAUGGCCAGCUAUAAAGUUGAGUGGUGACUGGGGGAGAGGAGACAUAGGAAAUGCUUCUUCCUGCCUGCAACAGACUGCUAUUAUUCUCCCACAAUACACCCCUCAGCACAGUCACUAGCCUGGAGCUCAGUGACUGUUUUUUAGGGGCAAUUUUGUUAGUGUUUUCACCCAAGAUUCACAUAUUUAUCUGGUCAUUUAUAGAAAUGUAUAUAUCUUGGGUGAAAGUUGUGUUAAUCUUGGGUGGAAACAUUGAUAGAUAAAUCCCUUUUUGAUAAAAUGUGCAUUUUUUUAUUAUGCUGAUACUGUAUAUCAUAAUAAAUUUCUUGUAAAAUUA
Rana temporaria (common frog) is the source of this 2200-nucleotide messenger RNA. RefSeq lists its product as uncharacterized. Bases 122 to 724 code for a protein of 200 amino acids. The record is from RefSeq and is a predicted model, not a curated record. The transcript is spliced from 9 exons. Lineage: Eukaryota; Metazoa; Chordata; Amphibia; Anura; Ranidae.